AUGCUACCACCUGAGUGGGCAAGCCGAAUUCGAGAGAGUCGUUUUUUCAGCAAUGUGUACAUUCGAGGGUUGGGAGCUUUCAUGCUUAUCUGUUGCGUGUGUUCCUUAUCACAGCAAUAUGCGUUUGUGAGCGUUGAGAGUCUUGAUUCCAAAAAAGAUAUUCAUGACUCGAAAUUACAGGAAACAAUUUCUUUGGCAAUUCAAAAUGCAGAGGGGAUGCUUGAUGAUCCUGAAGAAGCUGAGUCGUGGAAAUCACCUGAACCUUUCGCUUCAUUGGAUAGUGUAACGAAUCAAAAGGAGUCAAAUAUGACCCCAGCACUUUCCCAAGUAGAGACACAAACAGCAUCGGUAUUGCCUACACUGGCUCCAACGAUAGUGCCUGUUCCAGCUCCGAAGGCAGUGUUACCACCUAGUCCAAAAGAGGAGCUAGUCAAUAAUACAACUUUUGAGCAGCCGAAGAUAAAGCCAGCGGUCAAGUCGACGGCAAAGCCAAUCAAGAAGCCAACACCUAUUGCCGAACCCCGCCAAGCUGUCAAGAAAAAUUCGAAGGGUAUCCUUCUGUGUUUACACGAUGGAAUUAUGGAGCUUGGCCUCUCUUUGAUUCGCGAGUUGCGAUGCCUUGGCAAUAAGGAGCCCAUUGAGGUACAUCAUUGUCAUGAUCUUACGAAACCUUCUAUCGAUCUCCUCUAUGGUCUCGAUGACAAUAUCCAGGUUGUCGAUUUGUGUGAACGGUACAUCAUGAAAAAGGUUCUUUCGGAAGCCAUGGCCAAAACUUUCCAAAGUUACUGGAUCAAGCCGCUUGCCGUGCAUUAUACCAGCUUUGAAGAACUCAUAUAUCUGGAUGCUGACGCCAUUUUGCUAAAGAAUCCUGCAACGUUGAGAUCUAACGAAGGGUAUAAAAAGCAUGGCACGUUGUUUUUCUACGACCGCGUGAUCAACACUAAUCAGUACUUAAACAAGCGCACGAAUCGUGGCAUGAUUUACUUGCACCAAUGGCUCAAAACAUUCGACUACAAACGCUUCGGUCUCAAUUAUACAGCUCCGUCGUCGGCAUUUAAAGCCUCUUUUGCGUACCGUGGCAAGACAGCUCACGAACAAGACUCAUCGAUGAUCUUGAUCAACAAAGGCAAAGCUGGCAAGGCGAUGAACGUAUUGUGGUAUCUGAUAACUGAACAUCGGUUUAUCUACGAGUUCUCAUGGGGUGACAAAGAGUCUUUCUGGCUAUCAUAUGAGUUUUCACACACACCGUACUUCUUCUCACCUUAUGGCGCUAGCGUCGUGUCGGCUACACCAAACAAGGAUAUGCAGCGUCAUCCGGACACGCUAUGUGGUAGUUUGGCGCACUUUGACCCGACUCUUAAUACUAGUGCUCCGGCUGAAUUGCUUUAUGUAAACGGACGAUCUCUUGUGGAUCCUGUGCCAUUUCGGCUUCAUAAGCUCAAACAGCUGCAGCCAAACCUCGUAUUUAAUAUGCUACCGACCCAUGUGACACCACGACAGAGGCGACGUGCUCCUGCUGGUAUGACUGAGUGGUUUGAAUGUAUGACUGGCAUGGGUUCAACGCCUGUGCCACCACAUUUUUUACCAAAUUUGUGGAGACGGCGCCAGCACUUUCAAGCUAUCUCUAUGGGCUAUAUUGAGCCUUUGCUGGUAUGUAGCAAUCCAGGCGACCGCCUUCCAGAUGUCCCUGCGCCUAAAAAAAAGAGUAAAAGAUAA
Messenger RNA from Plasmopara halstedii, 1716 nucleotides. RefSeq names its product Alpha-mannosyltransferase. The transcript is spliced from 2 exons. Gene Ontology annotation, cellular component: Golgi apparatus. Gene Ontology annotation, biological process: protein O-linked glycosylation. Gene Ontology annotation, molecular function: alpha-1,3-mannosyltransferase activity. The coding region runs from base 1 to 1716 and encodes 571 amino acids. The record is from RefSeq and is a predicted model, not a curated record. Lineage: Eukaryota; Oomycota; Peronosporomycetes; Peronosporales; Peronosporaceae.